Penicillium cinerascens is the source of this 1878-nucleotide messenger RNA. RefSeq names its product putative ceramide glucosyltransferase. The transcript has 2 exons. NCBI's taxonomy places the organism in Eukaryota, Fungi, Ascomycota, Eurotiomycetes, Eurotiales, Aspergillaceae. The coding region runs from base 163 to 1878 and encodes 571 amino acids. Gene Ontology annotation, cellular component: membrane. Gene Ontology annotation, biological process: glucosylceramide biosynthetic process. Gene Ontology annotation, molecular function: ceramide glucosyltransferase activity. The record is from RefSeq and is a predicted model, not a curated record.
GAGCCUCCGAGACCUCAAACGAGGACACGCAACCAAGAGGCGGUGCGCCGGCAAAACCGAAAUCCACUCCGCAAUAUCCGAGCUGCGCUCUGGGGCCACAACCCACCAAGUCCCGGCUCGAAUUCCUAGAAUGUUCUUGUUCGUGUUACUCACCUGCGACCUAUGCUAGAGCCGACCUCGCAUCUCCUUGCACGAGUGCCCGUCGGGCAUGGCGCCAUGUCUGCAUCUGCGGUGGCGGGCUGGAUCGGACUGAUCUGGUAUCUCACCGUGUUGCUGGUGUGUGCUCUGGGCUACGUUCAGAUAUGGAGAUAUUUUUCGCGACAGCCGCGCCGCUCCCGGUUGGCCUCCGCCGCGGACGCUCCCCAUGUCACUGCCAUUCGACCUGUGAAGGGCCUCGAGCCUCAUCUCUACGACUGCCUCGCCGCUACAUUUCGUCAAGACUACCCGCGCGACAAGCUGACGAUUUGCCUGUGUGUGUCUACGCGUGAUGACCCGGCCCACCCGACCCUCCGCAAGCUGAUCGCCGAUUUCCCCGACGUUGAUGCGCGAUUGUACGUGGAAGAUGACGAUCCGUUGUUGCAGGGUGGCGGCCCCGAUUCAUACGCGCUUGGUCCAAACCCCAAAAUCCGAAACAUGAGCCGGGCAUACCGCGAAGCCAAAGGGGAUAUCAUUUGGAUCAUUGAUUGCAAUGUCUGGGUUGGAAAGGGAGUGUGUGCCCGCAUGGUGGACAGGCUCUGUGGAUCAGGGACGACACCCGGCAAGAAGUACAAGUUCGUGCAUCAUCUGCCUGUAGCUGUCGACGUGACGGGCGAGAGCAACCGGCAAGCAGAGCGCCAGGCCCUCUUGGACGACAAUCCUGAAGCUACGGUUCCCAGGGAAGCAGACUUCUCGUUGACAUCCAACCGCCCGGAAGACGGUCUGGCAAACAUGCUUGCUCAUGGGGGAGGACGUCUUGAAGAGCUGUUCCUUUCCUCGUCCCACGCAAAGAUGUACACUGCCAUCAACACGGUUCUCAUCGCCCCUUGUAUCGUAGGAAAGUCCAACAUGUUCCGUCGUUCCCACUUGGACUCCCUCACGGCUCCACCUCCAGGCGAACCCAAUCCACGCCUUCCCGGGAUCGAUUUCUUCUCCGAUAACAUCUGCGAGGACCACUUGAUUGGCGAUCUUUUAUGGAGGAAGAAAGUACCCGAAGAGAAGGUAUCCGGCGAGCGCUGGGGCAAACAUGCUAUGGUCUUUGGGGAUCUGGCCAUCCAGCCCGUGGCCAACAUGAGCGUGCGAGGGUACAUUGCGCGUCGUGUACGGUGGCUCCGUGUUCGCAAGUUUACCGUUCUUCUGGCAACCCUCGUUGAGCCCGGUACAGAGUCCUUUGUGUGCUCCAUUUACGGUGCUUGGGGUGUCACCACUGCCUUGGCGCCAUACCUUGAACAAAAGGGCGUGUCUUUCGCCUCCACUCUCGCAACUUGGACUUCCUUCCUUGCAUUGUUUGUGCUCAGCAUGGCGUUCUGGAUCCUUAUCGACUGGACAUUGUAUAUCAAACUGCAUUCGGCAAAAGCUAUUGAGCUUGAAGAAGACACCCCGAUCUUCGCUCGGCCCACUCGUCGUUCAUUGUCUCAGACCACGCGCCGCCCCUUCCAACAGUGGUUCACGGCAUGGUUGGGUCGCGAACUUUUGGCCCUCCCCAUUUGGCUCUCGGCUGUCUACGGCGGCGUAACAGUUGUAUGGCGAGACCGACGGUUCAAGGUCGGCUUUGAUGCCAAGGUUCGGGAGAUUGACCCCGAGAAUACCGAAGGCUCGUACUCCACUGGCUCUGUGGUGGACUGGUUUCCUGUGACACCACAGAAUACUAACAGGAAGUUAGAUAAAGUGCGGCGUGAUUGA